Messenger RNA from Canis lupus familiaris (dog), 6930 nucleotides. RefSeq names its product phospholipase C epsilon 1 (gene PLCE1). The record is from RefSeq and is marked validated. Gene Ontology annotation, molecular function: guanyl-nucleotide exchange factor activity; phosphatidylinositol-4,5-bisphosphate phospholipase C activity. Lineage: Eukaryota; Metazoa; Chordata; Mammalia; Carnivora; Canidae. Gene Ontology annotation, biological process: lipid metabolic process; small GTPase-mediated signal transduction; phosphatidylinositol-mediated signaling.
AUGACUUCUGAAGGAAUGGCAGCUUCUGUUCUCACACCUGUGACUCAAAGAAAAGUGACAUUUGCUCCAUCGGCUGUAGAUGAAAGUAGUGAAAAGGUCUCAGACAUCAGUGUUCCAAAGGCACAUAGUGUCAAGCAGAGUGAGCAGACUUCUACCAUCCCGUGGAUGAACAAGCUUAAAGAAGAAUCUUCUGGAAGCAACUUGCCCAAAAUUCUCUCCAUAGCAAGGGAGAAAAUAGCAAGUGAUGAGAACAGCAAUGAAGAGUGCUGGACGGAAAGCACACCAGUUUCUGUGAAAAACCUUAACAUUAACCAUAACAACAUCCUGACAAACCGCCAGUGCGUCCUUCCUCAGAGCCAGUCUUAUGACACGUGCAAUUCUGUCAUGGAGGAAGACCCAUGUUUAGAAACUGGAAUCUCAUCCUCACUGGAAAGAAAGGUAUUCCCUGGAAUUCAACUGGAAGUCAACAGACCUCCCAUGGACUUUAGGCCUACAGGCCUAAUGGACUUUAGUACCUUAGGAAGUCAGUCAGCCAUUGUAGAUACUGGCCAGGCGCACCCUGACAGCAACAAAGCAGCAUUUCAAAUCUUUAAUUAUAAAGUUGACAGAAGGAUGUCUGACACUUUCUGUACCCUGUCAGGUGACUUGAUAUUGGAUGACUGUGGAAACUGUGUGCCACUGUCAUCUGGUUUUGGCGGGGAGCAAAAGAAAAAUUACGUGGCAUAUACCUGUAAACUCAUGGAAUUGGCUGAAAACUGUGAUAAUGAGAAUGGACAGCUGCAGUGUGAUGAUUAUGAUGCCUUGGAUGACAAAUACUUGUGCUUUGAAGAUUCUUGCCAAAGGGACAGUGUGGUAUGUUCAAGUGACAGCUUUCGCAGGGAGGACCUAACUAACAGUCCACCUGCCAAGACCUUUCUGAGCCAUUUUGAAGACUUCCCUGAUAAUGGUGAAGAUGUAGAAGAUUUUUUAAAAAACAAAAAGGAGAGAUCCACUUUGUUAGUGAGGAGAUUUUGUAAAAAUGACAGAGAAGUAAAGAAAUCUGUGUAUACUGGGACAAGGGCAAUCAUGAGAACUCUGCCUUCUGGUCACAUUGGGCUGGAAGCUUACAGUUACAUCGAUCAGAAGAGAAGUGGUCCCUUAUUACCCCGUGGGAGAGUUCUGGAACAGCUGCCAGUGGUGGCAAUUAGGCAAGAUGGGAGCCAGUGCCUGUCAGAAGCCCAGUGGUAUCGGAUCUACAAUGCAGUGAGAAGGGAAGAAGAAAUAGAAAAUACCAUUGGAUCUCUUCUCCAUUACUUUACCAAGCUCCCAGCCUCCAAGACAGCCCAUGAAAGGAUUAGUGUUGGUCCAUGCCUAAAGCAGUGUGUCCGAGACACCAUAUGUGAGUAUCGUGCCACCCUCCAGAGGACGUCCAUAUCUCAGUACAUCACGGGUUCGCUCCUAGAAGCAACCACAUCUUUAGGAGCGAGAAGUGGCCUACUCAGUACUUUUGGAGGAUCCACUGGACGAAUGAUGCUAAAAGAACGCCAGCCAGGCACCUCCAUGGCCAAUUCCAGUGCCCUCCCUUCAAGUUCCGCUGGAAUCAGCAAGGAGCUGAUUGACCUGCAGCCUCUCAUUCAGUUCCCAGAGGAAGUCGCCAGCAUCCUGAUGGAGCAGGAACAGAACAUUUACCGAAGGGUCUUACCAGUUGACUAUCUUUACUUCUUGACCCGGGACUUGGGCACUCCAGAAUGCCAGACACCCCUGCCCUGCCUCAAAGCAUCCAUCUCAGCUUCAAUUCUUAGCUCCCAGAACGGAGAGCACAAUGCCCUGGAAGAUCUUGUGAUGAGAUUUAAUGAGGUGAGCUCCUGGGUGACAUGGCUGAUCCUCACGGCGGGCUCCAUGGAGGAGAAGCGAGAAGUCUUCUCCUAUUUGGUGCAUGUGGCCAAAUGCUGCUGGAACAUGGGCAACUACAAUGCUGUCAUGGAGUUCUUGGCUGGUCUCAGGUCAAGAAAAGUUUUAAAAAUGUGGCAGUUUAUGGACCAAUCUGACCUCGAGACCAUGAGGAGCCUGAAGGACGCCAUGGCUCAGCAUGAAUCUUCCUGCGAAUAUCGGAAGGUGAUAACGAGGGCUCUGCACAUACCUGGCUGUAAAGUGGUUCCAUUCUGUGGAGUGUUUCUGAAGGAGCUCUGUGAAGUACUGGACGGAGCCUCUGGCCUCAUGAAGCUUUGCCCGAGGUACAAUUCCCAAGAAGAAACUCUAGAGUUUGUAGCAGAUUACAGUGGACAAGAUAAUUUCUUACAACGAGUGGGGCAUAAUGGCUUAAAGAAUUCAGAGAAGGAGUCCACUGUCAACAGCAUCUUUCAAAUCAUUAGGAGCUGCAGCCGAAGUCUGGAGGCUGAGGAAGAGGACAGCCCCAGUGAAGGGAACAGCUCUAGGAAAAAUUCUUUAAGGGACAAAGCCCGAUGGCAAUUUAUAAUCGGAGAUUUGUUGGAUUCCGAAAAUGACAUCUUUGAGCAAUCCAAAGAAUGGGACUCUCCCAGCUCAGAAGAGCCUCAGAAAGCCUUUGACCAUGGGACAGAGCUGAUCCCUUGGUACGUGCUGUCCAUCCGAGCAGAUGUGCACCAGUUCCUGCUACAGGGCGCCACCGUCCUCCGCUACGACCAGGACACGCACCUCUCUGCCCGCUGCUUCCUCCAGCUUCAGCCUGACAAUAGCACCUUGACAUGGAUAAAGCCCACAGCUGCCUCCCCGGCCAGUGCUAGAGCAAAACUCGGUGUGCUGAGCAACACGUCUGAGCCUGGCAAGUUCCCGUCACCAGGCAGUGCCGGACUAAGCGGCCUGGCCGAGGGGGUCCUGGAUCUGUUUUCAGCAAAGGCUGUGUACAUGGGACACCCUAGCAUUGAUAUCCACACUGUGUGUGUCCAGAACAAACUCGGUAGCAUGUUUCUCUCAGAGACUGGCGUGACCCUGCUCUACGGGCUCCAGACCACAGACAAUAGAUUAUUGCACUUUGUGGCACCCAAACACACUGCUAAGAUGCUCUUCAGUGGAUUGCUAGAACUCACGAGGGCCGUGAGGAAGAUGAGAAAGUUCCCUGACCAGAGGCAGCAGUGGCUGCGGAAACAGUAUGUUAGCCUCUAUCAGGAGGACGGACGGUAUGAGGGCCCAACUUUGGCUCACGCUGUGGAGUUGUUUGGUGGCCGGCGAUGGAGUACACGCAAUCCCAGCCCUGGGACAUCUGCAAAGAGUGCUGAGAAGCCCAGUGUGCAGAGAAACAACACCUUGGGCAUAAGCACCACCAAGAAAAAGAAGAAAAUCCUUAUAAGGGGUGAGAGUGGAGAGGCAGCCGACGAUGAGAUGGCCACCCGGAAGGCCAAAAUGCACAGGGAGUGUCGCAGCCGGAGUGGUUCUGACCCACAAGACAUGAAUGAGCAAGAAGAAUCUGAGGCAAAUGCCAUCAUGAGCCCUCCUAACACUCUGCCUUCCAGAAGAGCCCACUCUUUGACUACAGCUGGGUCCCCUAAUUUGUCUGCCGGGACAUCAUCUCCCAUCAGGCCAGUGUCCUCCCCUGUGCUGUCUUCUUCAAACAAGAGCCCGUCCAGUGCUUGGAGCAGCAGCAGCUGGCAUGGAAGGAUCAAAGGAGGAAUGAAGGGUUUUCAGAGCUUCAUGGUUUCAGACAGUAACAUGAGUUUUGUUGAAUUUGUUGAGCUGUUCAAAUCAUUCAGUGUGAGGAGCCGCAAGGACCUGAAGGAUCUCUUUGACAUCUACGCUGUGCCCUGCAAUCGGGCCGGCUCUGAGUCGGCCCCGCUCUACACCAACCUAACAAUAGACGAAAACACCAGCGAUCUUCAGCCUGACCUAGAUUUAUUGACCAGAAACGUCUCGGAUUUGGGGUUGUUCAUUAAGAGUAAACAGCAGCUGUCAGACAACCAGAGGCAGAUUUCUGAUGCCAUUGCUGCUGCAAGUAUCGUGACGAAUGGCACUGGGAUCGAGAGCACAUCUUUGGGCAUCUUUGGGGUUGGCAUACUCCAGCUCAAUGACUUCCUAGUCAACUGCCAGGGAGAACACUGCACUUACGAUGAAAUCCUCAGCAUCAUCCAGAAGUUCGAGCCUAGCAUUAGUAUGUGUCAUCAGGGCCUACUGUCCUUUGAAGGAUUUGCAAGGUUUCUGAUGGAUAAAGAUAAUUUUGCCUCCAAAAAUGAUGAGUCACAGGAGAACAUUAAAGAUUUGCAGCUGCCUCUCUCCUACUAUUACAUUGAGUCUUCACACAAUACCUACCUCACAGGCCACCAGCUCAAAGGAGAGUCAUCGGUAGAACUCUAUAGCCAGGUCCUCCUGCAAGGCUGUAGAAGUGUAGAGUUGGACUGCUGGGAUGGAGAUGACGGGAUGCCCAUCAUCUAUCACGGACACACACUAACAACCAAGAUCCCCUUCAAGGAGGUGGUUGAAGCCAUCGACCGCAGUGCCUUCAUCAACUCUGACCUGCCCAUCAUCAUAUCGAUUGAGAACCACUGCUCGUUGCCUCAGCAACGAAAAAUGGCAGAAAUUUUCAAGACUGUGUUUGGAGAAAAACUGGUGGCUAAAUUCCUGUUUGAGAGCGAUUUCUCAGAUGAUCCAAUGCUUCCCUCACCUGACCAACUUAGGAGGAAAGUGCUUCUUAAAAAUAAGAAGCUAAAAGCCCACCAGACACCAGUGGAUAUCUUAAAGCAAAAGGCUCAUCAGUUAGCAUCCAUGCAAGCUCAGGCUUAUAAUGGGGGAAAUGUCAACCCUCCACCUGCUAAUAACGAGGAAGAGGAAGAUGAAGAGGACGAAUAUGAUUAUGACUAUGAAUCCCUGUCUGAUGACAACAUUCUAGAAGACAGACCUGAAAAUAAAUCAUGUAAUGACAAGCUUCAGUUUGAGUAUAACGAAGAAAUCCCCAAGAGGAUAAAGAAAGCAGAUAAUUCUGCUUUCAACAAAGGAAAGGUUUAUGACAUGGAACUGGGAGAAGAAUUUUAUCUUCCUCAGAAUAAAAAGGAAAGCAGACAGAUUGCACCAGAGCUUUCUGACCUUGUCAUCUACUGCCAAGCGGUAAAGUUUCCGGGGCUGUCAACUCUAAAUGCAUCUGGCUCUAACAGAGGAAAAGAGAGGAAAAGCAGGAAGUCCAUUUUUGGCAACAAUCCGGGCAGAAUGAGCCCUGGGGAGACAGCAUCGUUUAACAAAGCAUCUGGAAAAAGUUCCUGUGAAGGAAUGCGACAGGCGUGGGAGGAAUCUUCUUCCCCCCUCAACCCAACCACAUCCCUCAGCGCUAUCAUUAGAACUCCCAAAUGUUACCAUAUCUCAUCGCUGAAUGAAAAUGCCGCCAAACGUCUGUGUCGCAGGUAUUCUCAGAAACUGAUCCAGCACACUGCCUGUCAGCUGCUGAGGACUUACCCGGCUGCCACACGCAUCGACUCCUCCAACCCCAAUCCUCUCUUGUUCUGGCUCCAUGGGAUACAGCUCGUGGCACUCAACUACCAGACAGAUGAUCUCCCUUUACAUUUAAAUGCUGCCAUGUUUGAGGCCAACGGUGGCUGUGGUUAUGUUUUGAAACCCCCCGUUCUGUGGGACAAGAACUGUCCCAUGUACCAGAAGUUUUCACCCUUGGAAAGAGACCUGGACAACAUGGAGCCUGCCGUCUAUUCCUUAACUAUUGUCUCUGGUCAAAACGUGUGCCCAAGUAGCAGCACGGGAAGCCCAUGUAUCGAAGUGGACGUGCUGGGCAUGCCCCUGGACAGUUGCCACUUCCGCACAAAACCCAUCCACCGGAACACUUUGAACCCCAUGUGGAAUGAACAGUUUCUCUUCCGGGUUCACUUUGAAGAUCUCAUAUUCCUGCGUUUUGCAGUUGUGGAAAACAAUAGCUCAGCCAUAACCGCUCAGAGAAUCAUCCCCCUCAAGGCUUUAAAACGAGGAUAUCGACAUCUUCAGCUGCGAAACCUCCACAAUGAAGUCUUGGAAAUCUCUAGUUUAUUCAUAAACAGCAGAAGGAUGGAAGAAAAUUCCUCCAGCAGUGCCACGCCAGCCUCUUUGAUGUUUAAUACAGAAGAAAGAAAAUGUUUGCAGACUCACAGAGUCACAGUGCAUGGGGUCCCAGGUCCAGAGCCCUUUACUGUUUUCUCCAUAAGUGGAGGCACGAAGGCAAAGCAGCUUCUCCAACAGAUUCUAACUACUGAACAAGACACCAAACCUAUUGUCACAGACUAUUUUUUGAUGGAAGAAAAAUAUUUUAUAUCUAAAGAAAAGAAUGAAUGCAGGAAACAACCAUUUCAGAGAGUCAUCGGUCCAGAAGAAGAGAUCAUGCAGAUUUUAAGCAGCUGGUUUCCAGAGGAAGGAUAUGUUGGCAGGAUUGUCUUAAAAACCCAGCAGGAAAACCUAGAAGAGAGAAGCAUUGUUCAAGAUGAGAAAGAGGUGAUCUUGAGCUCGGAGGAGGAGAGCUUCUUUGUCCAAGUGCAUGACGUUUCUCCAGAGCAACCUCGGACGGUCAUCAAAGCGCCCCGUGUCAGCACCGCUCAGGAUGUCAUUCAACAGACCUUAUGCAAAGCCAAAUAUUCCUAUAGCAUCCUGAGUAACCCCAACCCGAGUGACUAUGUGCUUCUGGAAGAGGUGGUGAAAGAUGCUACCAAGAAGUCCUCCACCCCAAAGUCCUCCCAGCGGGUCCUUUUGGACCAAGAGUGUGUGUUUCAAGCCCAGAGCAAGUGGAAAGGUGCUGGAAAAUUCAUCCUCAGGCUAAAGGAGCAGGUGCAGGCAUCCCGAGAAGAUAAAAGAAAAGGCAUUUCUUUCGCAAGUGAAUUCAAGAAGUUCACCAAAUCAACUAAACAGCCCCGAGGACUCACAUCUUCUCAGGUCUUGGCCUCAGAAAGUGUCCAAAACAAGGAGGAGAAGCCCACGGGCAGCUUGUCCUCCAGUGACACCACAGACUCCCGACAAUAA